This is a messenger RNA of Sinocyclocheilus anshuiensis, 1969 nucleotides long. Its product is annotated as E3 ubiquitin-protein ligase RNF14. Gene Ontology annotation, molecular function: protein binding; ubiquitin-protein transferase activity; zinc ion binding. Gene Ontology annotation, biological process: protein ubiquitination. Bases 145 to 1518 code for a protein of 457 amino acids. NCBI's taxonomy places the organism in Eukaryota, Metazoa, Chordata, Actinopteri, Cypriniformes, Cyprinidae. The record is from RefSeq and is a predicted model, not a curated record. The transcript has 8 exons.
GGUGGCAGAAUCUGCACCCAAAGCGGGUUUGCCAACCGGAAGCAGCAGCAGCCUGUCAAACACAAGCUCCUCCCAUCGGGCCUGCUGUGAGACUGCAGUUGUCCACUGUAGAGCUGCUUUGGGAAUAGAGGAAGGAAUGUUCAAAUGUCAGCCGACCAGGAAGCACAAGAAGAUGAACUGCUUGCUCUAGCGAGCAUCUACGAUGAAGAGGAGUUUCGCAGAGCCGAGUCGGGAAAAGAGGGCGAGAUCCAUCUGUGCCUGGAGCUUCCGCCGAGCUUCAAACUGCUAGUCAAGGGACAGAAUUCCACAGAGCAUAAUGUAUCAUUUCUACCUCCACUGGUUCUGAGUUUUGAAUUCCCGGCUGACUACCCUUCAGCAUCGGCUCCGGUUUUUACUGUAAGCUCCAAAUGGCUCACGAGAGUCCAGAUCACUGCACUUUGCAGGAGACUGGACGAGCUUUGGGAGGAGAACCAAGGCAACGUGGUUCUUUUUACCUGGAUGCAGUUCCUAAAGGAAGAGACUCUGGACUUCCUGGGAAUCCAGUCACCACUGGAAAUCCAGAGCAUUGAGAGUCAGCCUCAGUGUGAAUCUGGCCCAAAACAAGCAGUAGACCUUUCCGGAGAAAAAAGUAAAGAUUUAGACCCAAGAGCCGUGCAAGAAGUCGACGCUCGCACAGAUAUACUGACUCAGCUGCUGGAUUUUGACGAAGCUCAGAAGCAGAAGGUGUUUGAUGGGAAGGUGUUCUGCUGUGGCAUCUGUUACUCCGAGAAGCUCGGAUCCGACUCUCUGCUCUUCAAAGAGUGUCAGCAUGUGUACUGCAAGGCCUGCAUGAAGGAAUACUUUCAGAUCCAGAUAAGAGACGGAAAAGUCCAGUGCCUUAACUGCCCUGAGCCAAAGUGCAUGUCCAUGGCCACUCCUUCGCAGGUGAAACUUCUCGUGGGCGAAGAUGAGUUUGCGCGCUAUGAUCGUCUUCUGCUGCAGUCGAGUCUGGACCUGAUGGCGGAUGUGGUGUAUUGUCCCCGCAUGAGCUGCUGUAUGGCUGUGAUGGUCGAGCCUGACUCCACUAUGGGCAUCUGUCCCGCCUGCAGAUAUGCCUUCUGUACCCUCUGUAAGCGGAGCUAUCAUGGCCUCUCUCACUGCAUAGCGACCGCUGAUGAGCUUCGCAGUUUGCGGGAUGAGUAUAUGUCUGUGAGUGAAGAGGGGAAGAAGUUCCUUGAGAAGCGUUUUGGCCGACGGGUCAUUCAGAAGGCGGUGGAGGAGUCUUUUAGCACAGACUGGCUGAAGGAUAACUGUAAACAGUGCCCUUGCUGUGGCACUAAUAUACAGAAGGUGCACGGCUGUAACAAGAUGACCUGUUCGUCCUGUCAGAAGUAUUUCUGCUGGAUCUGUCUGGGAGCUCUCAGCAGAGUGAACCCCUACAGCCACUUCAACAACCCCAGCUUGCCCUGCUAUAACCAAUUGUUUCAAGGAGUGGAAAUGGACGAGGAAGAAGGCUUUGGGAGUGACGAAGAUAACUGAUCCACUAUAAAUUAAAUGUUUAAAGCAUGUUACAUUAUUCAGGCAGUGUUUUCAUGCACAUCAGACUGGACUCGACCAGAACCGAAAGCCCAAGACCUGACUUGAGUGUCAAGCAUUUUUUAGCAAUAUAUUUUUUUUGCAUUUUUGCAAUUCAAAUUCCAGCUCAUACAAGCAUCCCUUCACAUAGUUUCAUUGAAGAUUGUAAACAUUUUCACUGUUACGUACAGCCAUGCAGGAAAAUCAGCCUAACAGAUGUGCAUGCACAACUACAGAAUAUAUCCUAUAUCUUUAGUUUAUGAAUCAGGUUUCUUUGCUGUUAUUGUCUUUUAAGAAGAUGUAUUGUUUAUAUAGGUAUCCUCAGCUAUUGCUGUCAUUGUUAAUAAUGUACAUUUCAUCAUUUGGACAAACGGUGGAUGGAUUUAGCAGUAAAAUAAAUGUUAAAGAGUUCUUG